ACCGCUCAUUAUUCAACGUUUAUCGUAUCGUUUGUUAUCUUCUCUGACUUCUGUAUCGUUGUACUGCAUUCCUGUAUCGCUGUUCUCGUCAAUUCUUGGACUCUGUCGUACGUCUAUGUUACCGCUUGACCUCACUCUUCGCUCCUUAAUCCUACAACUCUCCGGAUCUCUGGUUCUAAUGGUGAAUAUGUAUGCGUGUUCUGUCGUCUUACUCGCAUUCGUGAGGGGAUUGCAUUCUGUUCUCGUAUCAAACGCUCAGACUUCACUGAGGGGAGAAAUGAUUGGCGCAUAUUCGCGCCUCUAGUCCGACAAUAGCGAAGUAGACAACUAAUCGA
Molecule: messenger RNA, 335 nt
Organism: Schizophyllum commune H4-8
Lineage: Eukaryota; Fungi; Basidiomycota; Agaricomycetes; Agaricales; Schizophyllaceae
Exons: 1
Coding region: 116-304 (62 amino acids)
Source: RefSeq, a predicted model, not a curated record